Molecule: messenger RNA, 237 nt
Organism: Mesorhabditis spiculigera
Lineage: Eukaryota; Metazoa; Nematoda; Chromadorea; Rhabditida; Rhabditidae
Source: the annotation of a GenBank genome assembly
AUGGAAGAGGUGGUGGUCGUAGAAGGGCCCUCAUCCGGUUACGUCGUCAAAAAUCGACCAUAUCUUCUUAGCUGCAAGGCGUUGAAUGCGAAGAAGAUUCGAUUCAAGUGCAACUCAAAAUGGAGCCGAAGUCGAAGCCGGGUUCCCGAUGGAGGAUUUUUCGUGCCAGUGCUACGCGAGCAGAACCUCCGACUCCGAUGUGGUCCGAUCGAAUCCGGCACGCGUCAAGCCAGCAUG